Stegastes partitus (bicolor damselfish) is the source of this 2411-nucleotide messenger RNA. RefSeq names its product serine/threonine-protein kinase PAK 2-like. The coding region runs from base 249 to 1799 and encodes 516 amino acids. The transcript is spliced from 15 exons. Gene Ontology annotation, biological process: protein phosphorylation. NCBI's taxonomy places the organism in Eukaryota, Metazoa, Chordata, Actinopteri, Pomacentridae. The record is from RefSeq and is a predicted model, not a curated record. Gene Ontology annotation, molecular function: protein serine/threonine kinase activity; ATP binding.
CUCUCCGUCUGGUUCCUCCCCGGGCCGAGCGACAAGAACCAGGCUGAGAGAACUCGGGGGAGAGCAAAAGGAGUAAACUGCUCUGCUUUUAAUAUCCUGCGGGGACCCUUUGCGAAAUCUCAGCAUCAAAUCUGGGCUUUAGACGGACUGAAAGUCGGCGCAGACGGGGCGGAGUUUGGGGAGUUUGGCCGGAGGAGUGCGGUUGACUUUUUUGCGGUUGACAGCAACCGGUGAACGUGUGUGUGUAGAUGUGUGACAGCGGAGUGUGUGAGGACAAGCCCCCCGCCCCCCCUGUCAGGAUGAGCAGCCAAGGAGGAGGAACCAAGGACCCCCAGUCGGCCAAUCACAGCUCUCGGCCGCUGCCGUCCGUACCGGAGGAGAGGAAGUCCAGAAACAAGAUCAUCUCCAUGUUUGCCUCUGAGAAAGGGGGCAGGAAGAAGGACCGGGACAAGGACAGGCCCGAGAUCUCUUCACCUUCAGACUUUGAACACACCAUCCACGUGGGUUUUGAUGCCGUUACUGGAGAAUUCACUGGCAUGCCGGAGCAAUGGGCCCGUCUUCUCCAAACCUCCAACAUCAGUAAAUCAGAACAGAAACAGAACCCUCAGGCCGUCCUCGACAUUCUCAAGUUCUACGAUUCCACCAGUGGAAAACAGAAAUACCUCAGUUUUUCCGCCUCGGAUAAAGACUCACAGUCGCCGGGCAAGCAGGGUACUGCGACCUCCCCAUCGGGCAAAGAUGGCGAUGACGACGACGACGAUGAUACACCACCUCCGGUCGUGGCGCCACGGCCAGAGCACACAAAAUCAGUGUACACAAGGUCAGUGAUUGACCCCAUCCCAGCUCCAGAGGGAGACGCCGCCUCCAAGGCAGCUGACAAACAGAAAAAGAAGGGAGGCAAGAUGACCGACGAGGAGAUCAUGGACAAGCUACGAACGAUUGUCAGUAUUGGAGAUCCUAAGAAGAAAUACACUCGCUAUGAAAAGAUCGGCCAGGGGGCAUCUGGCACAGUUUACACAGCCAUCGAUGUUUCCACAGGACAAGAGGUGGCCAUCAAGCAGAUCAACUUGCAGAAGCAGCCAAAGAAAGAGCUAAUUAUCAACGAGAUCCUGGUCAUGAAGGAGAUGAAGAACCCCAACAUUGUCAACUUCCUAGACAGCUUCCUCGUUGGAGACGAGCUUUUUGUGGUGAUGGAGUACCUGGCCGGUGGCUCGCUAACUGACGUUGUGACAGAGACGUGCAUGGACGAGGCUCAGAUCGCUGCCGUCUGCAGAGAGGUCCUUCAGGCUCUGGAGUUCCUUCAUGCCAACCAGGUCAUCCACAGAGACAUCAAGAGUGACAACGUACUUCUGGGGAUGGACGGAUCCGUCAAACUUACCGACUUUGGCUUCUGUGCCCAGAUCACCCCAGAGCAGAGCAAACGCAGCACCAUGGUCGGGACUCCGUACUGGAUGGCUCCAGAGGUGGUGACCAGGAAAGCCUACGGACCCAAAGUGGACAUUUGGUCUCUGGGGAUUAUGGCCAUCGAGAUGGUGGAAGGAGAGCCUCCAUAUCUCAAUGAGAACCCUCUCAGGGCGUUGUAUUUAAUUGCCACCAAUGGGACUCCUGAGCUGCAGAGUCCAGAGAAGCUGUCUCCUGUCUUCAGAUCCUUCCUGUCUCGCUGUCUGGAGAUGGACGUGGAGAAACGAGGGUCUGGCAGAGAGCUGCUGCAGCAUCCGUUCCUGAGGCUGGCCAAGCCUCUGUCCAGCCUCACCCCGCUCAUCCUGGCAGCCAAGGAGGCCAUGAGGAGCAACCGCUAAAUCCCAGUCUCUAAGAACUAUAGGAGCAAACGGCAGCCGAAGCCUCCAGAAUCUUCCACAGAUCUACGUAUGAUGACCAUCAGCAACCUGCGUGUGUUUUUACUUUUUUUUUUUUCCCCAAGAGGUCACAAAAUGCUGCUUCACUCUCCUCAGUGUUUCUGUGCUGAUUAUAUAUUUAUCUCCCCUUUGUGCCUUGUUCUGAAGCUGCAUACAGCCAUAAUGUGUUCCCUGUUUCUUGCAGCUACAGUGUGUGUGUGUGUGUGUGUUUGUUUAUGUUGACGCUGGUUACUAUGCAUAUCAGGAAUGCAGUAUCACUGUUACUCUUGGCACUUUGCACCACCAAGGUCCAUAUUCACAAAGAAUCUCAUUUUACUGCUGGGAGCUGAACUAAAACGGCGUUUAAAAUUCCCAGCAAGAGUUUCAUCUUCACACCUGCAGGGAGCGGCGUUUACUGAGCAAAUAAACAAACUCCUCAGAGGAUUAACUUAAUUCAGCCAAAUUAAAUGAUGUCGUAACACAGGAGCAGACUGGAGCAGACACAUCUCAUCUUUUUAGAAGCUUCCCUUAUCUUCCUGCUUUUAUUGUAAGAAUGGAAAUCCGUGCUACAUUUUU